Molecule: messenger RNA, 3114 nt
Organism: Cariama cristata (Red-legged seriema)
Lineage: Eukaryota; Metazoa; Chordata; Aves; Cariamiformes; Cariamidae
Product: testis- and ovary-specific PAZ domain-containing protein 1-like
Exons: 4
Biological process (GO): spermatid development; spermatocyte division
Source: RefSeq, a predicted model, not a curated record
AUGAUACUGGAGAUGCAAAUCCCAGAUCUUAAGAAGAAUUUGGGGACUCAGGAAUCCUUGUCUGAACCAAAACCUCAGGAAGAGGUAGAUACGCCAGAGAAGUUGGAUGGAUGUUCUUUAAUUGGAUCAAAAAAGCCAGGGACAUGGGAGAAAGGAAGGAGAUGCUUGAGCAAGAAAGGCAGGACAUCUUUGAUGAAACCAAAACUACAGGGUCCCAGAGAGCAGGGUAGAUCUGCCGUGCUGGAACUGCAUAAAGAGUGUCCAGAGUCCAAGAGAGGACCUGUGAGUCUGAGAAGGAGGGGCAGAAAUGCACUGGUGUCACAGCGACUACAGGGUCUAAGUGGCCAAGAGCAACCAACAACCAGAGGAGAGAUGCACAAGUGUUGCAUGAAAGAGCAGCAGAACUCAAACCUUCAGAAAGGAACAGAAAGCCUGGGUGAAAGUGCCAAGGAAAAAUGGAAGGCAAUUGAGCAAGACUCCAGUACGCAGGCUGUGAAGAAGCUUAAGACAAAUCGAAAGAGAUCAGAACAUUCCAAGGAAAAGGAACCUCCCUGCUCUAAAUCUCCUACGGUUGCUACUUUAGGUGGGACUCAAAGCAAGAGCUUUCUAUGCUAUCCUGUAACAAAAAAGUCUGGUGCGUGGUGUAAAAAAAGGAAACCCAGAAUUGAUCAAAUCAGGUGCUUGCAAAGUUUUAGUGUGACUACAGCUGAAAAAGUGAGAAAUGUAUCUGCAGAAUGUGAUGCUGAACAUUGCAGAAAUGCCCUAAACCAUGACAACAACUUGCUCUGUGCAACAGAGAAGAAUCCAUUUGUGAGAUUAGAGGCCUGUAGUUACAUUGAUACAUUUGUGAAGUCUUCAGCUAGUGGAACUACCAGCAGUUUUAAAUUAAGUGGAUUCUUCCAUGUAGCCCAGGAUAAAAGAAAGCAUGGUUUUUCUGAUUGUACUGUAGAACAGAGUGAUGUGAAUCGCAGCACUAGUAGAAUGCGAAAAGAGAGAUCCCCCAAAAAAGAUGGUUUAUUGCUUAAUAAAGAAGAACCUCAAAACAGAGAAGGAUGUUUUUCAUACUGUCAGAGUGAAAACAAUAAGUCUUUAAGGGGAAAAAAGUGGAAUAUUGGUAGAAAGCCUGAAAAAAAGAUGAAAAUGGCUGAGAAAUCAGCAGCACAGAAUGUUUUCACAGACAUAGCUAAUGAAUGCAGUGAGUGUGAGUUACAGAUGGAAGCGGCAGUUGCCACGUCAAGCUCCUUUGCAGUCUUAGGACUAAAUCAUAAAGAAAUUACUCUGUCACCUUCAAGUGAUCGUACAUCAAAUCUUCCUAUAGGAAAAAAUACUCAUGAAGCGCAAAAUACAUCAGUCUGGAGAAAGAAUGGUACCAAAUUGCUUGCAUUUGAAGAUGGCUCUAAGAAGACAUCUGAGCUCUCUGUAAUAGCAAAAGGAGAAAAUUCAAAUAGUGUGGCACAUCAUUGUGCUGCCUCAGGUAGCCUGAGAGUGCUAGCUCAGGUCCAUGAUGUUUCUAAUUGUCACAAAAGCGAGAUGGAUGAAAAAUUGAACAAAGUUAAUAAGAAACUACAGCAGUUUACUUGUCAAAGAACAGUACCUAUGUCUGGUAAAAAUGUUUGGUCUCUUAAAUCUUGUGCCAGGACUUCUGAAUGGGUUCAUAAAAAUUGUGGGUCCAUCUCAGAAGGAAAAAGACUUUUAAGGGCUGCCUCCGAGGAAUCCUCUGAUAAAGACAGUGUUAAAACUGUAGGAAACAGUGCUGUGACUGGGAAUUUGAGACGGUUGGAUUUGGAUGUGUCGUUGGCAGAAAUUAACAAAGAAUCUACACAUAAAAUAAUGGAUUCAAAUACUGAAUAUCUGACUUCACUUGAAACACCAGAAUCCUCUUCCGUGGAUAUUGAUGAGACUUCGAGAAUAAGCAGUGAAAAUGUGGAAUCACCAGUUAAUAGGGAUAGAAACGCCGUGGCUUUUAAGCAUGAUGAUGUGCAAGAAGUUAAAGCAACCUUGAAUUUUGCGACAAAAGAAAAACGUAAAAGUAAAGGAGCUGUAACAAAAAGAAACCUGUCUGUGACAGUCCAGAAUGGUACAUCUACAGGUAAUGCAAACAGAAUAAACUUUAGCUGGAAAGCAUCAGUAGUGAACCAGACAUUUUCUGAUUUAAAGCUAACGAAAGAUUUAAACGCUGGAAACCUGACUAAAUUCAAAAUUCCUUUAUGCAAAAACAAACCUGAAUCCAGGAAAUUGAAAUCUAUCUGUUCGUUUGAAAGAAAAACCUGUAGUCCACUGGAGCUUCUUGACAGGACUAGUGUUUCAAGAAGACAGAAAACGGGUGAAGAGACUUUUUUGAUAAAUUCUGAGCAGCAGCCUCUUCCUGUCACAAGUGGAGCUAUGUCUACAGCUUCCAUGAAGAAAAAAAUGGAUGAGAUCAACAGUGAGGACUUUCAGCAUGAUGGCUCUGAAAACCUUUCAAAUGAGAUGUCUGUGCUCCCUGAACGUUUUUCUUUAUAUCCACAUCCUUUUCAUGACAGACAACUAGAGUCAUCUUUGCCUGAUUUCUGUGGUACUGAAUGUGUACUAAAAUCUAAUUUUCCUGAUCGUUCUUGGAAUGCAGUUGACAACCCUGUUGCAUUAGAAAUAAAUGAUGAUAGCCAAUCAAGAGGGAAUCUUUCACAACACAAAAGUCAGAAUUUUCCAGAUAUUCUUGAAGCUUACAAAGAAGAUGUUCUUGUCAUUGAUGUGAUUCAGAAUGACCCCGACCUUUUUGGAACCAAUAAUGAAGAGGAGCUUGCACUUGCAGACAGUGAAAAUUGUCCCGCGCAGGCAUCCACUACAAGCAUCUGCAUUAAAGACAAAAAGCAGGACCUUAAGCCCAAGUAUCCUGUUAUCUCAGAAAACAGCAAUUCAGUACAUGAUAAUUUUAGACACAUUGCCAUACAAGAAUCUGAGAUGUCAAAUGAUACUGAAAAUUGCUGUGAUUCCGUGCUAAAAGCUAAAGAUAUUAACACCCACACCUCCUCCGGAGAAAGCAGUCCUUUGGGAGGUGUUACUGAGGACUUUCUUGAAGAUGGGCGACUGAGAGAACUAGAUGAACUUUUAAAGAAUUUUGACGUGGAUGAAAAG